Molecule: messenger RNA, 1215 nt
Organism: Sporisorium graminicola
Lineage: Eukaryota; Fungi; Basidiomycota; Ustilaginomycetes; Ustilaginales; Ustilaginaceae
Exons: 1
Coding region: 1-1215 (404 amino acids)
Molecular function (GO): protein binding; 6-phosphogluconolactonase activity
Source: RefSeq, a predicted model, not a curated record
AUGACGCUCUUCGCCGCUGGUUAUAACGGCACCAUAGUCCCUUACUCUGUCCACGCUGAAGACGGCAAGCUAGCUCAAAUCUCGCAAGGCGUCCAAGCCAACUCUUCGGGAACCUCUCCCUCGUGGAUUUCCUAUUCUUCGCGCGACGCGCACUUCCCCUCGUCUUCCUCCUCUUCCAACGAGGGCGACAAGGGCACGCUGUAUGCGGUGACCGACCUGUACUCGGUCGACGAGAGCUCGCCCGGACGCAUCUUUUCACACACCUACGAUGCCUCGACCGGAUCCAUCGCGCAAACGGGCAAGACGAGUGCUCAGCGAACCGCGGGUACGAGCAGCGGCGGCGACGGGCCCGUGAGCUGCCUCAUCGGUCACGGCCCAAGCAAAGGAUUGCUGUUUGUGGCCAACUACAACUCUGGCUCUGCGGCUGUGCUUUCGAUCAACGACGUUGAUGGGACGCUGUCCGAGCCGAAACAGGUGUUUCAGUUCACGCGACCGGCGGGGCAGCCCAAGGUGGGGCCCGUGGCGGAUCGACAGGACCACUCGUAUGCGCACCAGGUGAGCAUCUCCCCCUCGGGACGCUGGGUGUACGUCUGCGAUCUGGGCGCCGACCAGAUCCACCACCUCCGCAUUCAUCAGGGUCAAGUCGAGUUCACAGGCAGCACCGACGUCAAAGUCGGCUCGGGACCGCGACAUGUUACGUUCUACCGCGACACGUCAGGAAAGACGUGGGCAUAUCUCGCUUCCGAGCUGGACAACACCGUCUCGGCAUUCAGCGUCGACGAGCACUCGGGCCGACUCGAGCUGAUUGCAAAACCCGUCCUCGCCUCUCCCCCCGGCGUGCCCCUCAGCGGCGAAGGCAUCCUCCCCACAAACCGCACCACCGCCGAGAUCGCUGCCGUCCCCACCGGCGACUACGUGUACGUCUCCAACCGUGGCGACACCCGACAGGACCAUAUCACCAUCUUCAAACGCAACCCCACCACGGGCGAGCUCACCUUCCAAGAGUGGGUACAGAGCGGCGGGCGCAUGCCGCGACACUUCAGCCUCAGCUCGGAUACGGGUAAUGACGAGCAGGCGAGGUGGUUGGUCGUGGGGCAUCAGACCGAUCAGAAUCUGGUGGUUUUCAGCAGGGAUGUGGUGACGGGCGGAUUGGUCAAGGUGAAUGAAAGGAAGGAUGUCGGUCAGGUGGCGUUUGCCGGGUUUUCGCCAUUCUAA